Molecule: messenger RNA, 4183 nt
Organism: Dinoponera quadriceps
Lineage: Eukaryota; Metazoa; Arthropoda; Insecta; Hymenoptera; Formicidae
Product: protein aubergine-like
Exons: 11
Coding region: 596-3241 (881 amino acids)
Biological process (GO): regulatory ncRNA-mediated gene silencing
Cellular component (GO): P granule
Molecular function (GO): protein binding; piRNA binding
Source: RefSeq, a predicted model, not a curated record
ACGGUUUCACGGUAGAGUCGCAGCCAAUCGGCGGACGAGAGCCAAACGUCCGCCCAAUCACUGGGUUUGAAUUCAAUUAACUUCGCACUGACUGGCCAAAUUCAAUUCAAUCUCAAUCCCCAAUUCACAGUCUAAUACGGGCUUAACGAAACCUGUUGUGAUUUUAACGUCAUCGUGCUCUUAUUGGUCGCUUGAAAUACCGUUCUUCGUCGAAUUAUCUCGUCGUGUCGCUCCUCUGGUCGGUUUAUUUAUGCGCGCUGCACUCAAGAAGUAUCUAUUUAUCGCCGUGAAUACGACACGCUUGUUAUUUCGUGGAAAUCUUGACGGCCGAUCGCGGUUUAUGCGUAAAAGCCCGCGCAUCCGGAUGAUUGCGCUUGUGCACGGUGCCGCUUCGCAUUGGUGCGCGACUUGUGCGCUGGUUUUCCUACCAAUCAGCGCGAAAUUACAUCGCGCCGCGCGUGACAACUUAUUGUGCGACAACUCGGUCGGAUCAGUUUGUACCUGAGUAUAGUCGGAGGGGGCACCGUGGAUGGAAGAAGACUGGCGAUUUUUGUUUGAGGGGAUUUUCAAAACGUAUUUAAGUACUUAGGACAAGAUGUCUGAGAAGGGAAGAGGGAAAAGCCGAGGGCGUGCUAUAUCACAGCAGCGAGCACAGCAAUUACCUCAGCAACAACUUCCACAUGCUCAAGCAUCCACUAGCCAGGAAGUUCGUAGACCAGGGCAAAUAGUUGCCCAAGCAGUUUCUUCGAGCGGCGGCCGUGGUGUGGCAACACGUGUUGGUGCAAAGGGUGAUGGUGCAGGCGCGCAGAUAGGCAGGGGCAUUGAAAAAAUGUCGAUUCAACCAAGUGCUAGUGGAGAUGCUGGUAGCAGUGUUGGAGCACUAACAACCGUUUCUACAACGGGAAGGGGAGCGUCCCGCGGUAAAAGAAUGGUAUCGACGGAUAUCUUCGUUACGAAACCAAGCCACAUAAUGAAUAAGAAGGGCAAUACCGGCAGCAUCGUCAACCUGAAGACAAACUAUUUUAAAUUUAUCACUAAGCCCGACUGGUGCAUCUACCUGUAUCGCGUCGAUUUUGCACCCGAGGAAGACCGUACGGUCAUACGUAAAGGUUUACUGAAACCCCACAAAGAAAAACUCGGUGUGUACAUUUUCGACGGCACUGUACUGUACACGAGUAACCGCUUGCCCGAGAAAAUGGAACUUAUGUCAAUCCGACAAUCGGACAACGCGAAAAUAAAAAUCGACGUCCGCGUGGUUAGUAGCAUAAUGCAGUCGGAUCCCCAUUAUCUCCAAUUUUUCAAUACGAUUAUGAGAAAAUGCUUGGGCCACCUUAAACUGCAACUGGUCGGUCGCAAUUACUUUGACGCUGAAAACAAGGUGUCCUUGCCGGAACAUAGACUGGAAUUGUGGCCAGGAUAUUUAACAUCUAUCCGACAACACGAAUGCGAUGUCUUAAUGUGCGCUGAAAUAACAACUAAAGUUAUGCGUCAGGAAACAUUGCUCGAUAUUCUGAACGACUGUUGGACUCGAGACAACCACAAGUUUCGAGCAAAUUUCGUUUCCAUGGUGGUGGGAUCAAUAGUCCUUACUGCUUACAACAACAAUACAUACCGCGUUGAGGAUGUGGAUUACAAUGCGAAUCCCAAAUCAACAUUCCCAAUGAAAGAUGGCACAAUGGUGUCAUAUGUUGAUUAUUACUAUAACAAGUACGGUCUUAGAAUUACAAACGCUACUCAGCCGAUGCUUCUGUCGAGAAGCAAAACGAGGGACCGACAGGCUGACAAAGGGGAUCGUUGCUGCUAUCUGGUACCCGAAUUGUGCCGUGCGACAGGCUUGACCGAUGCGAUGAGGGACAAUUUCUCCGUCAUGUCGAGCUUGUCUACAUACACACGCAUCAAUCCUGAAGCGCGUAUCGAAAAAUUGUUGUCGUUCAGCAGGAGACUUCGCGAGCAUCCUGACGCCAAGAAGGAGUUCGAUCAUUGGAACAUGAAGCUGGAUAAUAACCUGCUUGAAUUGAAGGGGCGUAUUUUGCAUCAUGAAAGUAUAAUAUUCGGUGGCAAUCCACCGGGCACUGUCAAGUCACCCGUAGGCGAUUGGGGAAGAGAGAUGCAAAAUAAGCGAUGCUUAGUCGUUAAGGAAUUGAGGGACUGGAUCCUCAUUGUUUCAGAACGUGAGAGACGUUCUAUCCAGAACUUCGUGGACAUUCUGCUUAAAGUAUCGCACGGUAUAUCCUUCCGUGUGGAGCAGCCGAGGAUAUUCACUAUUCGGGACGACAGGCCGAGCUCGUACAGCGAGUUCCUCGAGGGGAUACUGUCCAAGCAGAUACCGCAGUUGAUAUUUUGCGUGGUGCCGAACAAUCGCAUGGAUCGUUACUCGGCGAUUAAGAAGAAGUGCUGCGUAGACCGGCCCGUACCGUCGCAAGUUUACCUGCAGAAGAAUCUCUCGCACCGGAACGUCUUGUCCAUCGCAACGAAAGUAGCGAUACAGAUGAACUGCAAGCUGGGCGGAGCGCCCUGGCGCGUGGACAUUCCGAUCGAAGGAUUGAUGACUAUCGGUUUCGACGUUUGCCAUGACACGACAAAACCGGGCAAAGAUUACGGUGCGAUGGUGGCGUCCUUAAACAAAGACUUCACGAAAUACUACAGCUCGACCGAUCUGCACGCGGACGGUAACGAGCUGUCGCACAUGUUCACCUCGAAUAUCUACAAGGCCGCGAUGGCGUAUCGUGCGCAGAAUAACAGUCUGCCCUCGCGUAUCCUGGUUUAUCGCGAUGGCGUCGGCGAGGGCCAGGUGCCCCACGUGAUAGAGCGGGAGGUCGUGGAUUUGCGCCAGAAAUUGAACGAGCUUUACGGCGGAGAACAUUACAAGAUGUCGUUCGUGAUCGUGACGAAACGUAUCAACACCCGAUUCUUCCACAACAAGGGGAACCCACCGCCGGGCACGGUGGUCGACGAUGUUGUCACGAGCCCGAUCAAAUACGACUUCUUCCUCGUGUCGCAGAAGGUGAAACAGGGAACGGUGUCGCCGACCUCGUACAGCGUUGUCUACGACAACAUCGGCCUCGACCCCGACAGGAUGCAACGUAUCACGUACAAAUUGACCCAUAUGUACUUCAACUGCUCCAACACCGUCCGGGUGCCGGCGCCUUGCCACUAUGCUCACAAGCUGGCGUUCCUGGUGAGCAAAUUCAUUCACCAAUCGCCGGACUCACAGCUGGAAAACACGUUGUUCUUUUUAUAAUCUCUCGUACUCUAUUUUUUUUUUCUUUUUAAAGCGUGUUAACUUUUGCGAAUUUGUUUCACAUAUUUGCAAGUCGCAAAGAGAAAUCCCAGGUUUUCUUAGCUCGCUAGUUUUAGUUUAAUUUUUAUUUCUUACGCUAAGAAUGAAAGAUAUGUUAAGUCGAUGGAUUACGUUAUAUAAUGCUGUAAGAUUUAGUAGAUAUUUUGGUUAUUUUUAAGUUUGCCCAUUUUUAUUUCCGUUUAAUCCGAUUCUCGAUAUAUAUUAUGGUAGUUUGAAGAAAAAAGAAAUAAAGUAAUAGGAGAGAUAUCAGUGCUGAUAUCAAUAUUGAUCAUUUGAUCCAAAUCAGUAGGAAAUUUGAUAGAGAAAAAGUAUUCCGUGAUUAUUUUGUCAUAUAAGUUGAAUACGUGAUAAGUUCAAUUAUCGCUUCGAUGAUAAUGUAUAUUAACAUAGAUGCACAUUGCUUUUAUAAUUAUACUUUUAUAAUUUUAAUAGAACAUAUAUUUGUUAAAUACAUGCCCAGUAAUAAAAUACCAAAGCAAUGAAUCGUAUCCACUUUACACUUUAUUUUCACAGUUAAGAUAAAUGAAGUUGGUGAUCUAUUGUAUUAUAUUGGUCAACUGGAAUAUCUUGAUAUGUUAUUCGGUCAACCGCGAAGUACUCGCAUAAAAGUCGCACAAACAUAGAUAUUUCACUUAAAGUUAAGUUAAAUAUUAGUUAAGUUUCGUUGCUUAGUACUUAAGUUUUUUUUUAAGUUUAGUUACUUAGUACGUAAGUUUUUUUUUUUUAAUACACGAGCUUUUGUUUAUUUUUAAGUGAAAAAAGACGAAUUACCAGAGUCAAAUUGAUGCGAGUAUUCGAGGGUUAAUAUGUAAUAAUAACAUGAUGGUAUAUUUGAUAUGAUUUAUAAGGAGAAAAUAUAAUCUGUUGAUAAGCUAGAUAUGU